Miscanthus lutarioriparius is the source of this 933-nucleotide messenger RNA. NCBI's taxonomy places the organism in Eukaryota, Viridiplantae, Streptophyta, Magnoliopsida, Poales, Poaceae. The record is from the annotation of a GenBank genome assembly.
AUGAGUAAGGGCAGCUUGCUGCUGUGCUCGCUGGUGCUGGUGCAAGUCUGCAUCGUCCAGCUGUGCCUGAUCUCGAGCUGGCAGCUGACCGCAGGCCAGGCUGGGGGCAAGUUUUUGUGCCACCAAGAUCCGAUCGGGAGGCCGCCGCGGUUGAUGUCAAACCAUGGCCGCGAGGACCUCCACGGCCACAGCUUUGAUUGGAUCUUCGACGAGGAGCUCGCUGAGGAAGGGUAUGCGAGCGACGGUGGAGGCGUGCUUGUGGAGGAGGAAGAGGGUGGCUGCCUGAUGAGGACGGCGGCGGUGGAGCCAAGGGCAGCAGCUCCGGUAGCGGCGGCGGGGAUGUCGAAUGUCCCGAGUGUAGGCACCAGCGAUAUGACAGCCGCUGAAGCGCACGCUGAUGGAUACGGUGGCUCCAUUGUGAAAAUCCCCAAGAAGAGACGUAAUAUGCUCAAAGAAAUCAGGGAGGCACAUAGGAAGAAGACGAAGCUUGUGCCACCGCCACCUCCGAAGGAGAAGGGUCCGUACAUCUGCAAGUAUUGCUACGCAGAGUUCUCCACGCACCAGGCCCUGGCUGGGCACAUGGCCGGCCAUCACAGGGACAAGAAGGUCCAGACACUGGACGAUGCCUCGUCCAGGGCACACCAGGGCAUGGCUGCCCAAAGCCAGGAUGGGAAGCUGCAAGUUAAAGGCGGUGGUGACGAUGACGACAGUUGGCGUGACAGCGGUCUGUCUCUGCGAAGGGGCCUGCUCUCCGAGCAGCUCUCCAUGGCAUCGAACGUGCCGCGGCAGUCUCGCCAGGCGUCGGGAGGGCAGAUGAUAAAGAUGAGGCAGCAGCACUCAGGAAGGAGGAGCGAUGGCCUGGCACUGGCAGCGCCGACGCCGGCACCGACUUCUCGACUCAAGCAGACGACAGAGGUGGGCGAAGGCUGUUGA